Sitodiplosis mosellana (orange wheat blossom midge) is the source of this 2434-nucleotide messenger RNA. RefSeq names its product neurotactin (gene Nrt). The record is from RefSeq and is a predicted model, not a curated record. NCBI's taxonomy places the organism in Eukaryota, Metazoa, Arthropoda, Insecta, Diptera, Cecidomyiidae.
AAGAACGUUUCCGUUAUGCUGUUACGUGAUUAAGUUGAAUACAACAAGCUGCUGUGUGUUUUUUUUUUAAUGGAGAAUUUUUGUGCAAAGUAAAGCCAGAUCACAGGAACUUCGUUGCGAAUAUAGAACUUAAAAAAAAAUUGUGUGGAUACGUUUAUUUGGAGAAAAAAAAAUUAAACGUGUUUUACAUCCAAGAAAAAUCAAAAACAAAACAUUUGCGUUUUAAAUAUAAACGCUUUGUGAGAUUUUUUGCAUCAUCUGAGAUAUUCGUUUGAUAGCUGAUACAAACAAAAUUUGGGAGAUUUACUCUUUUUUUGGAUAAUUCGUUUGCCAUACGUAUAAAUUUGAAUAAAAAUGGGUGAAACAGAUGAGAAGGAAAAUGUUCCAGCGGGAACACCAACCGCUGAAAUUGAAACGGAACCGAAAGAGACGGAAAAACUUUUAAACACAGAUGAGAAGAAGCCAGAAAUCGAAUCGCUAACUAAUGCAAAAGAUGCACCAGUUGAAGAGGCAAAAUCAAGUGAAGUCGCGUCAGCAAAGGUCAAUGGAGAAGAAGUGAUUGAAAUCCCAGAAGAGAAGAAACCGAAGGAAGAAGGUCGCGAAGUCAAACCCAAGAAGAUUCCAAUCGGUGGUAUUAAAAUGCCAGGAUUUUUCACAAAAAAAUCAAAGCACGCUGACAAUGACGGCGCUGAGGGUGAACUAUUAGAUAACGCUGGCAACGAAGCAAAAAUUGAAGGACAACCAAAAGAUGAAAACGCUGCCCCACAGAGCGCACGAGCAAACUUUUUGGCAUCACUUCCACCCCUGACACUACCCAAAUUCCGUAAUCCAUUUGCAAAGAAAGCAGCCGGCCCUAAAGACGAAGAGACCGGUGAUGCACCAACCGAAGUGAAAACUGACGGUGCCGAACCAACUGCAGAAAAACCAUCGGAAGAAAAAAUUGAGACUAAAGAAGAAAAGCCGGAAAAGGAACCACUCACUGAAACCACAGGGGAAAAUGAACAAGCUCCACCACCAGCCAAGAAAUAUCUACCGAAAUUCCCUGCCAUUAAACUAUCGCAAUUGCCAAAUCUCAUUCCAAAACGCCUUCGAUCGAAUAAUCAACAAGCUGAAGACUUAGAAUUGGGCAACGGGCCAAAUAAUAAAGCUGGAUUAGCUUCAAUGGAAACACUAGACGACUCGAUCAAAGAUAAUGACACCAACAAAGAUGUUACAGAUAAAGCUGCAUUGCCCGAUGAAGGCUUAGAAACAGUGAAGGUAUUCCCAGGACGACCGCUUGCUGAAAAUGAACGCAUCAAUGCUCAAGAAUACAAGUACGAGUGCACGACUGGUGACUGCUUGAACACACUUUCAUGUGAGGAGCUAGUAGACAAUGUACCAGAUAUUUGGCGUCGCAUGUGGCCAGACUUGCCGAUGGCUGAUGAAAACAAAACUCGUCAUGAAUGGUUAGUUCUAGAUGGUGAAGUGCUGCAAAAGAACCCAAUCGAUGUAUUGAAGGAGCCAGAACCAUUGAAGCUGGUCAUUGGAACGACCGCCCACGAAAGUCAUUCGGACAAACUGUUGCAUAAAUACACACAAUGGACACCCGAGCUGGUUCGUAAACAUAUUCAAGACAGCGUAAUUGGGCAGAAGGGCCUAACCGAUGAAGUUCUGAAACGUUAUAACGCAACCUACCAAGGCUUGGUAAAAAUUGUCUCCGAUAUCCGCACUGUAUGUCCAUUGCUUGUGAUUGCACGCUCCCAACAAAGCGUACCAUUUUAUGUGGUUACACAAACCGGAGGUGACCUUGAAAUUGCCGACGUUGAUGCCGACAUUCAAGCAAUUCUGGGUCGUUAUGAGCCAAACACUUUCCAACAACGACGAUAUGCCUCGGCCAUUCAACAACUGUUCUAUCAUUAUGUGUCGCAUAGUGAGCUCAAGCAAUAUGAACCACGAAGAAGAGUGUUGGAUGUUGGCCAAGAUGCUCUGUCUGUCGAAGAUUAUCCUAAUUGUGAUUUCUGGAUUAGAGAAGACAUUGUACCCAGAUAUGCACGAAUCGAUUAGUAAUUAGAAAAUUCAGAGCAAUAAAAAUGCACCCUGUGUGAAGCAAGGUUAAUGGCGAAAUUAAUUUAUUCAAAUACGAUCAGUUUGUUUUGCCACAAAGUAUCGCAGUGCCGUUAUAUGAUCUCCACAGCGCACGCAAACAAAAUGCACGAUUUGAUUAUGUGCACAACACAACAUUGCAUCAUACACGUACAUGUGAAGCCAAAUGGUGAAAAAAAGAAUUGAAAGACAUUUCAUAUAAUCCAUUAAAGCAAAUGUGCGUUGGUGAUCUUACGUGAGAAUGCCACAUAUGCGUUGAAAAUUGCACUUGAAAUACACAAAUCGAUUCAGAUGAAAAAGAAAUUGAUGUAAAAUGAACAAAUCAAAUAAAAAAAAUUUAAUGGAAAUGCAA